AUGACUUCAUUCCACAAACCGAGAUCAACUUCGGUGUCAAGGGCAUCAAUUUUGGUGCUGGCCAUUCUAAUUCUGACAAGCUGCUUAUAUUGCGAAGCUGGCAAGUGUCACCCCAAUGGAAGGAUCAGAGGAAAAAAGUCAGGUUCAGCACAAUGCAACACAGAGAACGAUGCAGAUUGCUGCAUAGACGGCAAAAUUUAUCCGACAUGUAUAUGUUCACCAUCUCUGUCUUCUCACACAAAAGCUUAUCUCACUCUUAGAAGUUUUGACAACGGUGGGGAUGGAGACGGCCCUUCGGCAUGUGACAAGCAGUAUCAUUCUGAUGACACACCUGCUGUCGCACUCUCCUCUGGUUGGUUCGACCACAACACAAGGAGUCACAAGAACAUUACCAUAAGUGGUAAUGGUCGGAGUGUCGGGGCCAUGGUGGUGGACGAGGGUGACUCCACCAUGGGAUGCGAUGAAUAACAUGAUUAUCAGCCUCCAUGUGACUACAACAUGGUUGAUGCCUCCAAGGCUGUCUGGAAAGACUUGGGCGUGCCUCUUACUCAGUGGGGUGGCUUACGCAUUACUUGGUCAGACUCUACUGGAAAAUGUCGCCCCAGUGGGAGAGUGAGAGGAAAGAAGGCACCACCGGGACAAUGCAACACAGAGAAUGAUUCAGACUGCUGUAAACAAGGCCAAUUGUAUCCAGUUUAUGAAUGCUCACCACCUGUGUCUUCUCACACUAAAGCCUUUCUCACUCUUAACAGUUUCCAGAAAGGUGGAGAUGGAGGUGGCCCUUCAGAGUGUGACAAUCAGUAUCAUUCUGAUGACAAGCCUGUUGUUGCACUCUCCACUGGAUGGUUCAACCACAAAAGCAGGUGCCUCAAGAACAUCACCAUAAGUGGUAAUGACCGAAGUGUGGUAGCCAUGGUGGUGGACGAGUGUGACUCCACCAUGGGAUGUGAUGAACAACAUGAUUAUCAGCCUCCAUGUGAUUACAACAUCGUUGAUGCCUCCAAAGCUGUGUGGAAAGCCUUGGGUGUGCACAAGGAUCAGCCUCAGUGGGGUGGCAUGGACAUUACUUGGACAGACUAACUAAUUCCAAAUCAUAUUGUGUAGUUGUGCGUAUCUGUAUGCUAAUAUUUAUGCGUGUUUAAGUUUUAGAAAUGUUAUCCGUAGUUGUUGGUCAUGUUCAUAUAUUAUUAUUCAUCGACGGUUACGUUCUUGUACUUAUUAUGUACUAUUUGAGUUAUGAGUUUGUAUUGUUCAAUAUGCGUUA
Prosopis cineraria is the source of this 1264-nucleotide messenger RNA. RefSeq names its product ripening-related protein 3-like. Lineage: Eukaryota; Viridiplantae; Streptophyta; Magnoliopsida; Fabales; Fabaceae. The record is from RefSeq and is a predicted model, not a curated record. The transcript has 3 exons.